Molecule: messenger RNA, 3012 nt
Organism: Psammomys obesus (fat sand rat)
Lineage: Eukaryota; Metazoa; Chordata; Mammalia; Rodentia; Muridae
Gene: Dmgdh
Product: dimethylglycine dehydrogenase
Exons: 16
Coding region: 47-2656 (869 amino acids)
Cellular component (GO): mitochondrion
Molecular function (GO): oxidoreductase activity; protein binding
Source: RefSeq, a predicted model, not a curated record
ACCCAGGCUGCCUCCAGCCUAGGGGCGAGGUCUGUCUGUCUUCGCCAUGCUCCGCUCGGGCUCGCUGCGGUUGAGGAGCCUUGCGCUGCGGGGCUCCCCCGGGCGCUGGACCGCCGCCGGCUUCCGGGAAGGACAAGAAAGCCCAUCCUCACCCCCAGAAUGGAAGGACAAAGCAGAGACCGUGAUCAUUGGAGGAGGCUGUGUGGGCGUGAGUCUGGCUUAUCAUCUGGCCAAGGCAGGAAUGAAAGAUGUGGUCCUGCUGGAGAAGUCGGAGCUCACAGCUGGCUCUACCUGGCACGCAGCAGGUUUAACAACUUACUUUCACCCUGGGAUAAACCUAAAGAAAAUACAUUAUGACAGCAUCAAACUUUACGAGCGGCUGGAAGAAGAAACUGGACAGGUGGUGGGAUUCCAUCAACCGGGUAGCAUCAGGCUUGCUACAACUCCUGUAAGAGUAGAUGAAUUCAAAUAUCAAAUGACACGGACCAACUGGCAUGCAACAGAACAGUAUAUUAUUGAGCCUGAAAAAAUCCAAGAGAUGUUCCCUUUACUCAACAUAAACAAGAUUUUGGCCGGACUAUAUAACCCAGGAGAUGGUCACAUCGAUCCUUAUUCUCUGACAAUGGCCCUGGCUGCUGGGGCUAGGAAAUAUGGGGCCCUUCUAAAGUAUCCUGCACCAGUGACAUCUCUGAAGCUCAGGGAAGAUGGAACAUGGGAUGUCGAGACGCCACAAGGAUCAGUGAGAGCAAACAGAAUUGUGAAUGCUGCUGGAUUUUGGGCUCGUGAAGUGGGUAAAAUGAUUGGACUGGAGCAUCCCCUCAUCCCUGUGCAGCAUCAGUAUGUCGUCACAUCCACAAUACCAGAAGUGAAGGCUUUGAAACGAGAGCUCCCAGUGCUUCGUGACCUGGAGGGAUCCUACUACCUCCGACAGGAAAGGGAUGGGCUUUUGUUUGGUCCCUACGAAAGUCAGGAGAAGAUGAAACUUCAAGCCUCCUGGGUGGCUCAUGGAGUCCCUCCAGGCUUCGGAAAGGAACUUUUUGAGUCUGACCUGGACCGAAUCAUGGACCAUCUGGAGGCUGCCAUGGACAUGAUUCCUGUUUUGAAAAAGGCGGAUAUCAUCAAUAUCGUCAAUGGCCCUAUCACCUACUCCCCCGACAUUCUGCCUAUGGUGGGGCCCCACCAGGGAGUCAGAAAUUACUGGGUGGCCAUUGGCUUUGGAUACGGCAUAAUCCACGCUGGUGGGGUAGGGAAGUACCUCAGUGACUGGAUUUUGCAUGGAGAACCUCCUUUUGACCUGAUAGAACUGGAUCCCAAUCGCUAUGGCAAAUGGACAACAACACAGUACACUGAGGCCAAAGCCAGAGAAUCAUAUGGGUUCAACAACAUCGUCGGUUAUCCCAAAGAAGAACGGUUUGCUGGGAGGCCAACCCAGAGAGUCAGUGGGCUCUACAAAAUCCUGAAGUCCAAGUGCUCCAUGGGCUUCCAUGCUGGCUGGGAGCAGCCACACUGGUUCUACAAACCCGGCCAGGACACUCAGUAUAGGCCAAGUUUCCGCCGCACAAACUGGUUUGAGCCAGUGGGCUCUGAGUACAAACAGGUUAUGCAAAGAGUUGGUGUGAUUGACCUGUCUCCAUUUGGCAAGUUCAGCAUCAAAGGCCAAGAUUCCACCCGACUUCUGGACCAUCUCUUUGCAAAUGUCAUUCCCAAGGUGGGUUUUACAAACAUUAGUCACAUGUUGACACACAAAGGUCAAGUGUAUGCUGAGCUGACCGUUUCCCACCAGUCUCCUGGGGAGUUCCUGCUGAUCACUGGCUCUGGGUCGGAACUUCAUGAUCUUAGAUGGAUUGAAGAAGUGGCCAUAAGAGGUGGAUAUGAUGUUGAAAUUCAAAACAUAACAGAUGAGCUUGGAGUCCUGGGAGUUGCAGGGCCAUAUGCAAGGAGAGUCCUUCAGAAGCUGACCUCAGAAGACCUCAGCGAUGAUGUUUUCAAGUUUCUCCAAACCAAGCCUUUAAAGUUCUCCGGCAUUCCUGUCACUGCUAUCAGGAUCUCUUAUACUGGUGAGCUGGGAUGGGAGCUGUACCACAGAAAAGAAGAUUCCGCAGCACUUUAUGAGCUUAUCAUGAACACGGGCCAGCAGGAGGGGAUCGACAAUUUUGGAACAUAUGCCCUGAAUGCCUUAAGACUGGAGAAGGCUUUCCGAGCCUGGGGGUCAGAGAUGAACUGUGAUACAAACCCCAUGGAAGCUGGACUGGAAGGUUUUAUCAGGCUGAAUAAGCCAGCUGACUUCAUAGGAAAGCAGGCACUGAAGCAGAUUAAAGCCAAGGGGCUGACACGGAAACUGGUUUGCCUCACCUUGGAAACAGAGGAUGUGGAUCCAGAGGGAAAUGAAAGCAUUUGGUACAAGGGCAAGGUGGUUGGCAACACAACAUCCGGAAGCUAUAGCUACGGCAUCCAGAAGAGCCUGGCUUUUGCUUAUGUCCCAGUAGAGCUCAGUGAAGUGGGGCAGCAAGUGGAGGUUGAACUACUGGGUAAAAAUUACCCAGCAACCAUCAUACAAGAACCCCUGGUACUCACGGAACCUGCUAGAACCAGGCUUCAGAGAGAUGGUAGAAAGACAAAACUUGAAAAGGACCCGUUCCAGACAGCCAAGCUGUAGCUGAUAGGACUGCCCUCAAGUCUCACUCCUACCAGGAGAGAAGUGGCCAAGACAUCAUUUCAAAAUCAUCAAGAUCUAGCUCAUUAUUUUAGUAAAAACCUUUUAAUUGUUUCAUAAACACGAUGGUUUGAAGAAUUGUGCUGUUCUUUCAAAUGAAGAUUUUAAAAUGAACACUUUUUAUUACCCCAAGCUGAUGUUUAUGAAACCCAAUCAGGGAAACAUUAGGUGUUUGACAAUAUAAAAUCAUGAUUCUAAUGGAAUCAAAGGACUGUGAUUUUAGGAACAGAGUAUGUCGGCUGAUAGCUGAAAACAAGUGAAUAAAUUAUCUUUUACAUAAAAAGAUACAAUGACAUGGA